AUGUACUCUCCAGACACCCCAUAUGAAAGUCUGUCCAUCGAUGCAGGACCCAUAGUUGCCUUCAACCUCCGAAGCAGCGGAGGGGAGUGGGUCAACCUCGGUGAGUUCGAGAAGCUUGCUGGCCUGAAGAAGAUUCAUGUUCGCACGGGAGGCGUCUGUAGCCCCGGAGGCAUAGCUGCGGCUCUCGGCUUGACGCCCUCAGAGAUUAGGAGGAACUACGCGUCUGGCGUUCGGUGUAAUGGACAUUCCGACUUUGUUACCGAAAAGCCAACCGGCAUAAUACGAGCUAGUCUCGGCGCGAUGAGUGUCGAGUCUGAUGUCGACCGGUUCGUGGACUUUAUAUCCGACUUUUACUGCCAAAGAGAAGCGCCACCUAAGCCAGAAUGCGCAGCAGAAGCAUCAAAGGAAGAGCUGCCAGCUCGUCUCGAAGUAAAAGAUAUCAUAGUCUACCCGAUAAAGAGCUGCGGCGGAUACCAUGUGCCUUCCAAUCUGCCAUGGAGAAUCAAGCCGGAGGGCCUGGCCUGGGACCGCGACCCACCCGAGUCUGACUCGGAACCCUCGAUCCCUCUUCUUCUCUCCAACGAGAGCCCCAUACUAGUCGUCCACAUGGCCAGCGUUUCUUUCCUGAACGACGUCCUAGCUCUUACGCAUAAGCCGGUCCCCGCCGCGCAAUUUCGACCCAACAUCAUUGUGGGAUCCAAGGCAGACACCCCGGCUCUAGCGGCCUUCUCCGAGGAAUCAUGGAGGGGACUGACGUUUUCUUCGGUCGGUCGUCCCUCGCCUCGAAAGGGCACCUUGCGUGUCCUGGGAAAAUGCUAUCGAUGCCAGAUGGUGUGUGUGGACCAGGACACGGGCGAGCGAGGAGAGGAGCCCUUUGUGACGCUGGCGCGGACGAGGCGGGUAGGGGAAAGGUGCCAUUCGGAAUCCAUGUUUGUCUGGAGACUCGAGAUGAAGAAGAGGACGGAGCCCCGAUCACCAUUUCUGUUGCAGAUCCUAUCCAGGCACUCUUAG
Parascedosporium putredinis is the source of this 1011-nucleotide messenger RNA. The record is from the annotation of a GenBank genome assembly. NCBI's taxonomy places the organism in Eukaryota, Fungi, Ascomycota, Sordariomycetes, Microascales, Microascaceae.